Molecule: messenger RNA, 1932 nt
Organism: Epithele typhae
Lineage: Eukaryota; Fungi; Basidiomycota; Agaricomycetes; Polyporales; Epitheliaceae
Product: metalloprotease
Exons: 12
Coding region: 1-1932 (643 amino acids)
Biological process (GO): proteolysis
Cellular component (GO): cytosol
Molecular function (GO): epoxide hydrolase activity; metallopeptidase activity; zinc ion binding
Source: RefSeq, a predicted model, not a curated record
AUGUCCGCUGCCGUGCUGCCCAUCGAUGCCGCAUCCCAGUCAAACUGGCACGACGUCGUCUCCGAGCACGUCGAUUUCGACUGGACCCUCGACUUCCAGACACAGACCAUCUCCGGCACCGCGACACACACUCUCCGCGUGAACACCCCCGGUGUGCAGCAGGUUGUAUUUGACACCCAGUAUCUCGAUGUCACCAAAGUGAUCGUCGAGGGCCGGCCAGGCGAUUUCACGCUCGGCAAGCACCAUGAGGUCAUGGGUGCACCGCUCAGCAUCCGCCUGCCCAUCAACCGCCAGGCGGGCGACAAGGUCCACCUCACCGUCCACUACAGCACCACCCACGAGUGCGCCGCCGUCCAAUGGCUCGACAAGCAGCAAACGCAGGGAAAGACCUUCCCGUUCAUGUUUAGCCAGUGCCAGCCCAUCUAUGCCCGCAGCAUGGCCCCCCUCCAGGAUACCGCCUCCGCGAAGAUAACCUACACUGCCAAAGUCGCUUCCGUCCUUCCCACAUUGCUCUCUGCUAUCCGCGUCUCUCCUCCGUCAACGGGCCCCGCACACGAUGGGAAGGAGAUUGGCAAGGAUGCCGUCGUUUACGAGUACAAACAGCCUAUACCCAUCCCCACAUACCUCAUCGCUAUCGCGGCCGGCAACUUCCGCUACCGCGCGUUUCCCAAAGUCGAGGGCAAGGACUGGAAUAUCGGCAUCUGGGCCGAGCCUGAGCUCAUUGACGCUGCUUACUGGGAGUUCAGCGAGGAUGUCGGCAGGUUCCUGUCUACGGCCGAGACGAUCCUGCCACCGUACCGCUUCGGUGUUUACGAUGUCCUCGUACUGCCUCCAUCCUUCCCCUACGGUGGAAUGGAGAACGCUUGUUUGACGUUCCUCACGCCUACCCUUCUCGUCGGUGACCGCACCCUCGUUGACGUCGUUGUCCACGAGCUCACGCAUUCUUGGUUCGGCAACGGCGUUACCCAAGCCAACUCGACCCACUUCUGGCUGAACGAGGGUUGGACGACCUACAUGGAGCGUGUCCUCCUCGAGCGUCUGCACACGCCCGCCGACCGUGGUUUCUCCUUCCUCAUCGGGUACAACUCGCUCAAGCAAGCGCUCAAGCAGUACGUGAACAAGCCCAAGUAUCAGCGCCUCGUCAUCAACUUUGACGAGGGCGAGGACCCGGACGACGCGUACAGCACCGUGCCGUACGAGAAGGGCUCGAACUUCAUCCUCCACCUCGAGCGCACGCUCGGCGGGCUGGACGUAUUCCUUCCGUACGUGUACGACUACGUGCACACGUUCAUGGGCAAGAGUAUCACUACGGAGCAGUGGAAGGAGCAUUUGUACGGAUACUGGAGCAAGCAUGGAGGCGAGGAGAAGAUCAAGGCUCUGGAUGGAAUCAAGUGGGAUGAAUGGUUCUACGGAGAGGGCCUUGAGCUUCCGGACGAGAUGGAGUACGAUCUAUCCCUUGCGACGGACGCGUAUGCCUUGGCCGCGAAGUGGGACGCCGUACGUUCUGAGGAAGUCUCCAAGCUCUCCUUCAGCGCGAGCGACGUCGAAAAGUUCAACGCCAACCAAAAGAUCGUCUUCCUCGAACGCCUUCAGUCCUUCCCCGCCCUCCCCUCGAGCCACAUCAAUCUACUCGGCGAGGUCUACUCGCUCGCCUCGUCCACGAACGCGGAGCUCCGCUGGCGCUUCUACGAGGUCGCGCUGCUUGAUCCCGCGUCUCCGUCCGCGAAGGGGUACGCGGCGCCGGCGGCCAAGUGGGUCACGGGCAACGACGGCACGGGCAUCCUCGCGGGGCGCAUGAAGUUCUGUCGCCCGACGUUCCGCGCGAUCGCGCGGGCGAACCGCGAGCUCGCGGUCGAGGUAUUCAACGCGAACAAGCUCGCGUUCCACCCGAUCGCGCGGCGGUUGAUCGAGAAGGACCUUGGCUUGGCGUAA